This is a messenger RNA of Fopius arisanus, 1915 nucleotides long. RefSeq names its product 4-coumarate--CoA ligase 1. The coding region runs from base 96 to 1706 and encodes 536 amino acids. Lineage: Eukaryota; Metazoa; Arthropoda; Insecta; Hymenoptera; Braconidae. Gene Ontology annotation, biological process: fatty-acyl-CoA biosynthetic process; long-chain fatty acid metabolic process. The record is from RefSeq and is a predicted model, not a curated record. Gene Ontology annotation, molecular function: long-chain fatty acid-CoA ligase activity. The transcript is spliced from 8 exons.
UGUUCAUUAUAUACUAGUCCGCAGUCCGUAGUUGAUCGUCAUUCCGCUAUAGUAUUAUAGUUCAGCUCGUUAAUAAUCAUUGGAAAAUUUUGAAAAUGGAGCAUACGGAAAAGCCGAUUUUUAAAGACGGCAUUUGGAAAGGAAUUGUAAGACCGCCAAUUGAAGGAUGGCAACAUUUCCGGAGUACAUUGUUGGAAAGGCUCAACAAAUAUCCGUUCCGUGUAGGCCAAAUAGACGCUUCAACGGGACAGAAAGAUCUCUAUGGAGACAUGGCGGACAGAAUAACGAGUUGUUCUAUGUGGUUGAAGAAAGGAAAUGUACAGCCUGGUGAUAUCAUUGGUAUUUGUACUUCCAAUAACCUGAACGCAGUCAUACCGCUUGUCGCCUCACUUCUUGCUGAAGCCAUUCCUAAUCCUUGGUGGGAUGCCGUUCUCACAGAUGAUACGAUAAAACACUUCCUGAACUUGACAAAACCAAAAAUUAUAUUUUCGGACGAGAUGAAAAUCAAGAAGAUAAAAGAAGUGGUGGACAAGACCGGCGAAAACAUAAGAAUUGUCUGCCUCGGCGACAUUCCCGGUUUUGAAAGUCUGAAUCAUAUCAUAGAGAAUACGGAUCCUGAUGCAAUGGCCAAAUUCAAAUGUGAGGAUUUGAAGGAUUUGCAAGAAGCAGCGGUGAUUCUCUAUACUUCAGGAACCUCUGGAUAUCCAAAAGGGGUUCUUCUCCCUUACAGCUGUUUAAUCGCCGAAAUGGGCCCAAUGUGCGAAACCCCAGAGAUUAUUUUCCGCACAGCUGGUAUUAACUGGAUAACUGGACUGAUGAACGCAUUGGUAACUAUAGGCGCUUGUUCGACCACUGUCAUACAUCCAAAUCUUGAUGAAAAAAUUAUUUUGGAAAUAGUGGAAAAAUAUAAGGUAAAGCGCAUUUCGUGUCUAAAUACAGCUCAUGCCAUACGAUUGUGGACGGCUAAGGAUCUCCGAGACUACGAUGUAUCGUCCCUCGAAUCCAUCCCCAUUGGUGGGAGUACAGUUCCCGCAGAAGUUGAUGAAUUCGUUCAGAAAUAUUUCAAAAAUGGCGCAGCGAACCUUGUAUAUGGUUGUACAGAGCUCGGCGGAAUAGCCAUUCGUCAGAAAUGGACCGGUAAACCCGGCUCAUGUGGACAACCUGGAGCAAAUCAUGAGCUGAAAGUGGUUGAUAUAGAUACUGGCAAAAUUUUAGGGCCGAAUGAGAAGGGAGAAUUCUUUGCCAAAUAUCCAUAUGGGAUGCUUGGUUACUUUAAUGAUCCAGACGCCACCAAAGCAGCUUAUGAUGAAGAAGGAUGGUACAGCACUGGUGAUUUUGGCUAUUAUGAUGCCGAUGGAGAGUUGUUCGUACUCGAUCGUCUAAAGGAACUCAUCAAAUUCCGAAUGAUCUACCAUAUAGCACCAGGUGUGAUUGAGAAAGUAAUCUUAAAUUAUCCUGGGGUGUUUGAAGCUGCAGUACUGGCAAGACCCCAUGUCAAGGAUAUCGAACAGCCGAUGGCUUUCAUCUCGCUCCGUUCUAAGGCAAAAGUAACAGAAAGCGAUAUAAUCGAUCACGUCGCGAAAAAUUUGCCUGACCACAUGCGCCUGAGAGGAGGUGUUAAAAUACUCGAUAAACUACCGUACACAAACUCAGGAAAAAUAUCCAAAAGAGAACUAAGGGAUAUAAUCAAAUCCCUAGAGGAAUAAAUGACGAAUAAAGUUAUGAGCAAAAAAUACCAUUUAUUGUGAAGCUUACGAUCUCCAAUCGAGAUUAUUGAAAGUCCGAAAUUUUGAAAGGAUUCGUUUGUUGUUUGGGUGUCCAUUUUUAUUUUAAGUGAUAAUUACGUGCAAUGACGUUAAUAAUUAUGAACUCAUUAUAAUCAAAUGAAUAAAUGUCUAAAAGAAAUUUCACUCUA